Messenger RNA from Marmota monax (woodchuck), 2764 nucleotides. It is a transcript of the gene Gja9, whose product is annotated as gap junction protein alpha 9. Gene Ontology annotation, biological process: cell communication. The record is from RefSeq and is a predicted model, not a curated record. The coding region runs from base 833 to 2374 and encodes 513 amino acids. The transcript has a single exon. Gene Ontology annotation, cellular component: connexin complex. Lineage: Eukaryota; Metazoa; Chordata; Mammalia; Rodentia; Sciuridae.
UAUUCAAAUGUGUAUUAAAAAACUAAUCUAAAUUCAGGCUAGGGAUGUGACUCAGUGGUAGAGUGUCUGCCUAGCACGUGUGAGGACCUGUGUUCAAUCCCCAGCACCACAAACUAAAUAAAACAAGACAAAACACAAACAAAACAAAACAAAAAAACAUUAAUCUAAAUUCUUAUAGCAAGAGCCAGGUUAUUUCCUCUGGUUUCAUUAAAUGCUGUAUUGUAUUGAAUUAUCAGAUGAAGCACAUUCAUUUUUCCUGAUGAAAAUUUACAAUCACUUAGGUUGUAAACUCUUAUGUAAAAUAAUCUUAAUAGGUUUGUUUGUAAGAUCAAGUCAGUAUUUUUAGGACUGUCUCUAAGAGUUCCCAGUUAAAGAAAAUUAAACAAGAUACUUAAGCUAAGUAAGAUGACUUAUGAUGGGAAUCUCAGAAUUCUAUUUUUACUUUUUAUUUAUUUUUUGGUGGGGCUGGGGAUUGAACCCAGGGCCUCAUGCAUGUUAGGCACACAUUCUACCACUAAGCUACAUCACUAGCCCAACAAUUCUGUUUAUAAUAUAUACAUGCUUCCGCUAGGUAUCACCUUUUUUUUUUUUUGCACUGUAAUAUCUAAACAAAAUUCUUUUAAACGCCUCACAUCUAAAAUACAUUCUUUGUGGCAGAUUGUUACUGCUAUCUAGGGAAAAAAAGUAAAAAAUCAGCACAUGGAAAGAGUGAUGAUUUGUUCAUAUUUUGGCCAUAGGUUUGCUUUAAGAAACAGUGCUCCCUUCAGAAUGGAAGAAUUUAUCUGCCUCCUGUUUGAUGGGGUUCAGAGCUAAGAUGGCUGAAUAAAUAAGCAUGGGGGACUGGAAUCUCCUUGGAGGCAUUCUGGAGGAAGUUCAUAUUCACUCCACCAUGAUUGGAAAGAUCUGGCUCACCAUAUUAUUCAUAUUUCGAAUGCUUGUUCUGGGAGUAGCAGCUGAAGAUGUCUGGAAUGAUGAGCAGUCUGGCUUCAUCUGCAAUACACAACAACCAGGUUGCAGAAAUGUAUGCUAUGACCAGGCCUUUCCUAUUUCCCUCAUUAGAUACUGGGUUCUGCAGGUGAUAUUUGUGUCUUCACCAUCUCUGGUCUACAUGGGCCAUGCUUUAUACCGACUGAGAGUUCUAGAGAAAGAGAGGGAGAAGAUGAAAGCUCAAUUAAGGAGAGAACUGGAUGGGAUAGAGUUUGAAAUGCCUGCAAAUCAGAGGAGAUUAGAGCAAGAGCUCUGUCAGCUGGAACAAAGGAAACUAAAUAAAGCUCCGCUCAGAGGAACCUUGCUUUGCACUUACGUGAUACACAUUUUCACUCGUUCUGUAGUUGAAGUUGGGUUCAUGAUUGGACAGUACCUUUUAUAUGGAUUUCACUUAGAGCCUCUAUUUAAAUGCCAUGGUCACCCAUGUCCAAAUAUAAUCGAUUGUUUUGUUUCAAGACCAACAGAAAAGACAAUAUUUCUAUUUUUUAUGCAAUCCAUAGCCACUGUUUCACUUUUCUUAAACAUUUUAGAAAUUUUCCACCUAGGUUUUAAAAAGAUUAAAAGAGGGCUCUUGGGACAAUAUAAAUCGAAGAAUGAACACAAUGAAUUCUGUGCAAAGUCAAAACAAAGUCUAGCCAAAUAUCAGAGCACAUCUGCAAAUUCACUGAAACGACUCCCUUCAGCACCUGAUUAUAAUCUGAUAGUGGAAAAACAAACACACAGAGUAGCAUACCCAAGUUUAAAUUCAUCUUCUGUAUUUCAGGCAGAUCCUGACAAUCAUGACAUAAAUGAUGAGAAAAGCAUUUUGGAUGAACAGGAAACUAAUGAGAUGUACACACUUAGUACUACUUGCAGUCACCCUCAACACAUCAGCUCAAAAAAUAACAAAGACACUCAUAAAAUAUUUAGAAAAGAAGUUAAUGGUAACCACUUGCAGGAAAAAAAAGAAGUUGAUGGCAAAGAGAGCAAAAAGAACCAUUAUUCUAGAGAUCACUGUUCUAUUCCAGGUAUUGCUAUAGAUACAGACAACCACAUGGGGCAGUCACCCCACACAACUUUCUCCCUGGCAACAGACUCCUGCACCUGGAAACCUCGGUGGCUCAGUACUACGUGGGGUCCCUCUACAGAAGAUGCAAACCAAGGGUCAUCUCCUAUAGAUAACCUCCAGGGCCAGUUCAGAGAGGGCACUAUCAGAAACCUUCCUCCUUCACAGAGAGACUUCCAACCACUUGACAUUCCAAACACUUCUGAUUCUUUGGGAGAGUGGUCCUUUGAGUCAAAGUUUAUUAGAACCUGCAACAAUUCUACGGAUUGUCCUCCAAAUCAUUUAAUGUCCUUGACAAACAACUUCAUUGGUAGGAGGGUUCCAACAGACCUUCAGAUCUGAACCGUUGUUGCUUUUAGAUAUUCUGCAUAUUAUGUCAUCAGAGUAGUAACAGUGGUGGUGGAACAUGGAGAAAAUAGAUAAGGAUAUUUCUAAAGACCAGCUGUUGUGAUAGACAACUGCAAACUCAUUUCAGAAAUGAAAAACAGCUCUAAUUCUGAACUGUGAAGGGGGAAGUUCUAAAUUCAAAGACGUAGGGUAGCCAAAUUAGGAUGUAUUUUUUAGCCUCCCUUAAAAAUAUGCGAUACUGACUUGGGAAAAUCACAUGCUCUGAUUCGAUCCUAAAUGGUUUGGGAUCAGGUUUUUCUCACAGCCUUAGAAAAUUGUUCUUGAUCUAUGUAAUUACUCCUUUUAGUUACUAAUCCUUUAUUUUGGAUACUAGGUUAAUGUUGU